Molecule: messenger RNA, 2982 nt
Organism: Geosmithia morbida
Lineage: Eukaryota; Fungi; Ascomycota; Sordariomycetes; Hypocreales; Bionectriaceae
Exons: 6
Coding region: 1-2982 (993 amino acids)
Biological process (GO): cellular response to phosphate starvation; phosphate ion transport
Cellular component (GO): cytoplasm; plasma membrane; Golgi apparatus
Molecular function (GO): inositol hexakisphosphate binding
Source: RefSeq, a predicted model, not a curated record
AUGAAGUUCGCAAAGGAGUUGGAGGGGGAUGCCGUACCAGAGUGGCGCAUCAAGUAUCUCAACUACAAGGCUGGCAAAAAACACGUCAAGGCGGUUGCACGAGCUACUGCCCGCGCCAAUGCGACUCCCCGAUCAGGACAACGGCCUCCUUCUCGUCCAUCGCUCACCAAUGCAUUCAGCCCCCGCCAAGGGACCUUUGACGACCGAGAUGACGACCGUGACGACGACCGAUACCGUGAUCUAGCCAGAGCCAAGGAUGAGGGCGCGGAGCCGGCGCAGUGGCGAAGGGGGGCUGGCAUUUCGACGCCCGUGGCCAUCCCUGGGGGGCGUGAGAACGACUCCCUAACCGGAGCCCCCAACCUGAUGCAUUAUGGGAGCAUCGUAGCGUCGCCGCCACACUCAGACCCGAUAAGCCCCAUCGACGACAGCAACCUCGAGCUUCCCGACCCGGCCAUGCGCUCGGCAUCGAACCACAACCAGCCGCCUGGAUCUCCCACAUACCCACGAAAGGCCAGCGGCAAGCUUCCUGUUCAUUGGAGCGCAUCGUCUUCCAACACAUAUAACGACGUUGGCAUGCAGUCGCUAGACCUUGUGCGUGAGAAGGAGAUUGAGUUCUACGCGUUCCUCGACUCGGAACUCGACAAAGUCGAGUCUUUCUACAGGUUCAAGGAGGACCAAGCCGGUCAGCGUUUGUCGGCGCUCAAGGACCAGCUCCACGAGAUGCGUAACCGGCGUAUUGAGGAGGUGGCCAUGACGACAAACGGGGGGAACAGUGGCGGGGGUGCUGGCACUCCCAAGGUUCCCGAUGGUGCCGACCACGACCUUACUAUCCCCAAGGGUCGCUCAACAUGGAUAUUGCCCAUCAAGCGCAAGAUGUUCCCGCCUGGACCCAAUUCACAGAAUUUCUCGUCCAUGCCCCAGACUCCCCAUAUAGGCGCCCUCAACAGGGGUGGAGACGCCGGACGUGACUACAUUCGCCGACCUGAGAACCAGGAAGUCUCGUACCGCACCGCCAAGCGCAAGCUCAAGCUGGCCUUGCAGGAGUUCUACCGCGAGAUGGAGCUCUUGAAGUCGUACGCGCUGCUAAACCGCACAGCCUUCCGCAAGCUAAACAAGAAGCACGACAAGGCCGUCAACGCCCGGCCACCGUACCGCUACGUCAACGAAAAGGUCAACAACGCUUGGUUCGUCAGAAGCGAUGCCAUAGACAGCUAUAUACAGGCUACCGAGGACCUCUACGCGCGCUACUUUGAGCGCGGGAACCACAAGCUGGCUGCCGAGAAGUUGCGCAGCCUCAACCGCAAGCGUAGAGACCAGGCAUCAAGCACUUUUCAGAGCGGGUUCCUCCUCGGUACCGGCAUCGUGUUCACCAUCCAGGGCCUCGUCAAGGCCGCUCAGCUCCUGAGAGAUGACGACGAAGAGGUGCGCGUCAAUACCGGCUACCUCUUGCAGAUAUACGGCGGCUACUUCCUCAUGCUCUCUCUCUUCGCCCUCUUUUGCCUGGACUGCAUGAUAUGGUCUCGAAACAAGGUCAAUUACCCUUUCAUCUUCGAGUUCGACCAGCGCCACCUCCUCGACUGGGCUGUCAUGGCAGAGUUCCCCAGCUUCUUCCUCCUUCUUCUCGGCAUCAUCUCCUGGGCCAACUUCAACAGAUAUGGUCCGGACGAUCUCUUCCUACACUAUCCCGUUAUAUUAAUCGUCGUCACGGCCGUCAUCAUCUUCCUACCGUUUCGAAUAUUGGCAUACAGAUCCCGGAAAUGGUUUGCAUACUCACAUUGGCGCCUCUUACUGGCUGGUAUAUACCCAGUCGAAUUCCGCGACUUCUUCCUGGGGGACAUGUACUGCUCCCUCACGUAUGCCAUGUCGAACGUAGAGCUAUUCUUUUGCCUCUAUUCGAGGUCGUGGGAGGACCCAUCGCAAUGCAACUCGAGCCACUCGAAGCUCAUGGGUUUCCUGUCCGCACUUCCUCCCAUCUGGCGUUUCUUGCAAUGUCUUCGCCGGUACAAGGACUCGGGCAACAUGUUCCCGCACCUGGCUAACGGCGGAAAGUACACCAUGACCAUUAUGACGGCCGUCGCCUUGUCCAUGUAUCGCAUUCACGGAUCAAGGACCAACCUCGCCCUCUUCAUCACAUUUUCUGUUGUCAACAGCCUCUACACCUCGGUUUGGGACAUUUUUAUGGACUUUUCCCUCAUCCAGGUCGACUCGAAGCACUUCGCCUUACGAGACAUCCUGGCGCUCAAGAAGCGCUGGCCCUACUAUGUGGCUAUAGUGGUAGACCCCAUACUUCGCUUCUCGUGGAUAUUCUACGCCAUCUUCACGCACGACAGCCAGCACUCGACCAUUGUCUCCUUCCUGGUCGGUCUGGCCGAGAUAUUCCGAAGGGGUCUAUGGGCCCUCUUCCGCGUCGAGAACGAGCACUGCGGCAACGUGUCGCAGUACAAGGCGUCGCGCGACAUCCCCCUGCCCUACCGGAUGGAGCCGCUCCUCAGCGGCGGCAGCACCAGCCCCAAACCUAGCAGCGAAGUCCCGCCUAUGGCCGACAGCCCUGAACUGCAACGCCCGCAUACCGGGCCGUCUCGCGGGGAUGACCACGAUCACGAUAUGCCUUCUUCUGCCCAAGAGGAAGGCAUGGCGGGGAGCUCCACGGCCGUGGCUGGCAAACAGACCCAAUCACAAAGCGGCAUGCGCCAACGCGCCGAUACGGCUAGAAGCUCUCGAGGCGGCCUAUCACGUAUCCUCGCAGAGGCUCACAAGCAGGAUUUCGUCAAGAAGCGUCGCUCUCUGAGUAUAGGCGAAGACGUCAACGAUCACUCCCAGGCCGUCGGUGAGCAUGUGGAUGAUGACGAUGACGACGAUGAAGACGACGACGAAGACGACGACAACGACGGUGUCGGUAAUCGCCAGGACGAUGUCACGAGGCAGAUGAGCCGUGAUAUCGGCGAGGCGAGAGACCUAGCUAGACGGGGGACGAUGCACUAG